Messenger RNA from Frankliniella occidentalis (western flower thrips), 3253 nucleotides. RefSeq lists its product as uncharacterized. Bases 96 to 3101 code for a protein of 1001 amino acids. The transcript has 12 exons. The record is from RefSeq and is a predicted model, not a curated record. Gene Ontology annotation, biological process: signal transduction. Gene Ontology annotation, molecular function: protein binding. NCBI's taxonomy places the organism in Eukaryota, Metazoa, Arthropoda, Insecta, Thysanoptera, Thripidae.
CUCGUUGGGCCUCGUCCCUUCAGGUAAUGGAGUGUUUACAUCCAAAAGUGCCUGAUGCAGGCUCCUGUGCAUUCCGUGCAGUUGAAUUAUGAAGUAUGGAAGACAAGUGCCGUAUACUGGAAAUGCGUGGCCGGUCUAGACGCCGGCUAAACGUCAGUUCUCCUAAGCAGUCCACGACUGAAUGUGAAUCGAUGCCAUCAACCUCAUCACACAAUGCAGAUUUGUCUGCAAAGCCUGACUUAAAUUUACCAGUCAGAAAUGGUCGAGGAGUAUCCAGCAUGCUUGAUAGGAGAUUAACCAGAAGUGCAUCUAAAAGAUGGCUGAAAAUCUAUGAGUCUAAUGCACCAAACCUUCAGGAUGGAGUUACGUCAACUUCCCAUAGCAGCAUGCUGCCUCCCCCUCAACCUGUUCCCAGUUCAUCCCGACCAUCAGCUAGUGGAGUGAUAACUCGGUUAAGAAACCGAACACUAGGUAACAUGGUAGGCCAUGAUGUCAAUAAGAUGUCGCAGAGCUUCUACCAAAGACUGUCUUUUGAUCAAAUUAGCAAUACAAGUGACUAUGGCACUGCCUCAGAACAUUCCCGCAAGUGCUCUGUGGCUUCAGGUGGUAUGUCUCCUGUUAGUGACUCUGGAAACAGCUGCCACUGUGCUUCUAUUAGUGGUAUAGAAAGUCUUGGAAGCUCUAGUGAAGAUGACACACCACCACAGAUCAGUGAGUUGGAAUGGAAUAUUGACAAGCCAUGGAACAAUGGUGACUGUGUUUUACCUAAACCUCAAGUCACUGCUUAUGGAGUGGAUGGUGUUACUGCCUUCAUACCUGAUCAAAACAAAUCACUAUUUAAUGGUGAUUUCAAGGUGACCAUACGGAGCAAUGGCAGCGAGAAUAAUAUGUACAGACCACCAUCUUGCUCUAGUCUUAGAGUUCACCAUAUAAGCCCGGUCGUUUCAAUGGAACCCCAUGGAGUACAGUUUCAUGAGGAUUUUCCUGUGAUUUUGGUGAUUCCUUUGAGCAUUGAGCCAUCUGAUGAAGAAUGGAUAUCGUGUUUGUAUAGCAACACUGAAGUAGGAUCUCAUCCACAAUGGGAGCGUUUGCCUAGAAAGGAUUACUGUUAUAGGAAUGGGCAUGUGGUUGUAACAACAAAUCACUUCAGUCUUUUUACCGUAAUUGUGGAGGAACCAUAUCCAGAGGUAUUGAAAAGAAUUCGACGGCGCACAGGGGGCUUACUUCAGAUACACGAGGUCCCUGGAGUUGCGGUUGAAUUUCCCUUUGGUUCUCUUGAUGAAGAUCUGGAUGCAUAUCUGCGAGUACUGUACAACCAUGAACCAAUGUUAAAUUCAGGAGAGGGAGAUGAAGAAGUUUAUGGUGCCUUGGCCUCUCCUGUUAUCAUGCUUGGCCCUCAUGGUCAUGCUUUUGACACAAGGAGGCGACCAGUUCGGAUAAAAUUGCCAAUUCCACAUUACCAUGAAAUUCGGGAAAAGUUCAAGAAAAAAUUUGAUCAAAAUAUUGGGCUUUCAGUGUGGCAGAGCUCUACUGAAGAAGGCGAACCUACUGCCUGGCAGCGUCUUGAGCCAGCAAGUUUGCAGAUUGAACCACCUGUCCCAGGUGUUAAUGUUGUUGUGGUCUCCUUUGCUGUACAUCACUUUUCAUUUUUCAAAGUUGUGUGGGAUCUCUUGUCUACAUCUCUCACUGAGGCCAAAAUGGGAAUGUCAUACUUUUAUCCUUACAUAUCAUUUUCAAUGAUGUGUCAGGCAUUUAUGGAGGAAAGUAAAGAGGCAAAAGGUGAACCUCGGUUUGGUUUGGAAGUCAUUUGUUACAGAUCGGACAAGAGACUACCUGAGCAAACUAAUUACAGGCAUCGGGUUGGAGCCAGCACUAAACCAAAACUUGUACGGCCUGGACGUAUAUUAGUUAGACUGAAAUCCCAAAUGUUUGAAGCUGAUGUAGAUGCAGGUGAAGAUGCUGCUAUGUCUAAAGAGGAGCCUGACUUCAGAGGGAGAGACUUUGAAAAACAAUAUGCCUGCAGAUUUAAACAAAAUGUUAAUGUGGAAAGUGGAACGUUUGGUAAGGUGAUUGUUGAAAGGAUAGCACCUGGUAAAAAUGAUCCCCUCUUUGAAUUUAAUUUAAACAAGUCUGAUGCUGCUCAUGAAGUUUUACAACCAAUGGGGAGUGAGCGGUGGACUGCCUUCGCCAUGAAAGAAUUAGCCUCUACACUUCAGAUUACUGAGGGUAACAACUGGAAGAGAUUUGCCCAACACAUUGGUUUCACUAAAAGUGAAAUCAAAAGCAAAUUUCAGUUUUCUUCUGAUCCAUUCCUUGCUAUAAUGAAUUUAUAUGGAUCACGAGGAGGAACACCUGAAGAGUUCAUGCAAGCUUUAUAUGCUGUAUCAAGGGAUCUCAACCUCAGUGGAGGCAUGUCUGCAUCAUUUAGUGAUGUUGCCAGUUCUAGUCAUUCCAGCAAUGGAUCAAAGGGAUCAGGAAGCAGGGAUUCAGGUUCAAGACAUUCAAGAGGUAGUGGAAACAGAUUUGGUGGCCUCUGGGGUUACCGUCCAUGGGGUCAAGUCAAUAAUGAUUCUGAUUCAGAUUCUAUGCCUAAUGAUGCAAGAGAAGGAUCACGGAAGAGGUCUCACCCUAGUCUAGAGAAAAAAAAUAGCGGUGCGAGCAGCUCUGCUAAAAGGCGAAAGUUUUCUGAUGUCUCUGAAACUGUCUCUUCAGGAAGUGAGAGAGAGAAUGAUGAAGACAGUGACCAAGAGGCAGAAAAAUCAAACAACAAACACAUAGGAAAUAAACGGCGUCUAACUGAUAAAGACAUGUGGAGAAUAUCAAAGGGUAUUGCACGGAAAGAUUGGCGUUUCCUUGGCAGAUCAUUGGGCAUAGAAGAGCGAGCUCUUAUAGAUUUGGAGCAUCAGUAUCAACCUGUAGGAUUUAGAGAAUGCGCAUAUCAAAUGUUGCUGGAAUGGAAGGGAUGCAAGCCUCGUAAAUGUACAUUUGGUAACUUAUAUGCUGCUCUCAUACGAGAAAAUAUGGUGGAGAUAGCCAAGCACAUGGUGAAGAUAUUACCCGAUGCUGAGGAGGAAGCACGUGAGCGAGACUUCAAUGACUAAAAUAUCUCCGUUAUUUUAAUGUUUUAGAUAUGUAUCUAAUUUAAUCUGUUUGUAAAAAGUAUGACAAUGAUAUUUUUAUGGUUAUUUUGAGUUUUGUUGACAGUUUUGUUUUGUGUUAUUAAAAAAGCCUUGUCAUAGCUUUUUUAAAGUUA